This is a messenger RNA of Thlaspi arvense, 1233 nucleotides long. The record is from the annotation of a GenBank genome assembly. NCBI's taxonomy places the organism in Eukaryota, Viridiplantae, Streptophyta, Magnoliopsida, Brassicales, Brassicaceae.
AUGGCGUCUCUUGUUCAACCAUCGCACGCUUUGCCGGCGGUAGAUCUCCGGCGGUCUUCUUCUCUCAUUCGUCGCCCUUCUUCCGUUCGAUUUCCUCUUAGGUGUAACGCGGCGGAUCCGUUCAAGUUCGACGGCGGAAACUCCGCCGGUUUCCAUCUGCUUUCAGGCGAGUCCGUUCCCGCGAGUGCUCUUCUUUCCGGGACACGUUUGGAAGAUGCGAUUUACAAGAACAACACACGGCUCCGUAUAUUCUCGGGCACUGCUAAUCCUGCCUUAGCUCAGGAGAUUUCUUGCUAUUUGGGUCUGGAGCUUGGGAAAAUCAAGAUCAAACGGUUUGCUGAUGGCGAGAUCUAUGUUCAGCUGCAAGAGAGUGUGAGGGGAUGCGAUGUGUUCCUUGUGCAGCCUACAUGCCCACCUGCGAAUGAAAACCUUAUGGAACUGCUCGUUAUGAUUGAUGCUUGUCGUAGAGCCUCAGCCAAAACCAUCACGGCCGUGAUCCCUUACUUUGGCUAUGCUCGAGCUGAUAGAAAGGCAAGUCCUUCUUUAUCUGUCUUGGAAUCAAUUACAUCUACUCAAGGACGUGAAUCUAUUGCUGCCAAGCUUGUCGCCAAUUUGAUAACAGAGUCUGGUGCAGACCGUGUUCUUGCCUGUGAUCUUCACUCUGGACAGUCUAUGGGAUACUUUGAUAUUCCAGUCGAUCAUGUUUAUGGCCAGCCUGUGAUACUUGAUUACCUAGCAAGCAAAGGCAUAUCCUCUGACGAUUUGGUAGUAGUUUCACCUGAUGUUGGUGGCGUCGCAAGGGCUCGUGCUUUUGCCAAGAAGCUAUCUGAUGCUCCUUUAGCGAUAGUUGAUAAAAGACGUCACGGGCACAAUGUUGCAGAGGUGAUGAACUUAAUCGGGGAUGUUAAAGGGAAAGUAGCCAUAAUGGUGGAUGACAUGAUUGACACAGCGGGAACCAUAAGCAAAGGUGCGGCUCUAUUACACCAAGAAGGAGCAAGAGAAGUAUACGCUUGUACCACUCAUGCCGUUUUUAGCCCUCCUGCAAUCAGUAGACUAUCGAGCGGUCUGUUUCAAGAGGUGAUCAUAACCAACACGAUUCCAUUGUCAGAGAAGAACUAUUUCCCUCAGCUUACAGUUCUCUCAGUAGCAAACCUUCUUGGAGAAACCAUAUGGCGUGUUCACGAUGAUUGCUCUGGAGCUAUUGAGCCUUUUUCGACAUUGGGGAUUGAUUGA